AUGGCGGACGACAGCACGACUUCUGGCCCACCCCCGCUUGACGAUGGAGAAAACGAGGUGGAAAAUGACGAUGAUGACUUAUUUGCAAGUGCUUCAGAUAAGCCUACAGACAGUGAGCCCGCUAGUUUAGAAAUAAGCCAGGACAAGGACAGUGAAGACUUAUUUACUGGCGGUGGUACGGAAGUGAACCUCGACUCUGAUGAGGAAAUCAUGGCCAAGGCUAACACUCCAGGGAUCCUGAAUCUGGAUGUUGAACCUGACAUUGUGAACAAGCCUAGUCCCCCCCAGAAAAAGGAAGAUGCACCCCCGGAGAUGGGUGUGUCCCAAAUAUCCACCACCUCUUCUGCCUCCAGGGGUUCAGGCAUCACCAAGGAUGAGAUAGAAGAGGAACAAAGCGGUGACAGCUUUGAUUUGCAGAUAUCCGUAACAGAGCCCCAUAAGGUUGGAGAUGGGAUGACAGCUUAUAUGAGUUACAAGGUGGUCACAAGGACAUCAAUGCCAGCCUUUCGGAAUGCAGAGAUGACAGUGAACAGACGGUUUAGUGAUUUCCUUGGUCUCCAUGAUAAACUAGCCGAGAAGUACGCUUGUAAAGGAAGGAUUGUACCAGCUGCACCAGAGAAGAGCAUUGUGGGUAUGACAAAGAUCAAGAUGUCUAAGGAAGAGUCUGGAUCCAGUGAUUUUGUGGAAAGAAGGCGUAUAGCUCUUGAAAGGUAUUUACAGAGAACUGCUCAACAUCAUGUUCUGAGAAUGGAUCCAGACUUCCGGGAAUUUCUGGAGCAAGAGGGUGAAUUGCCAAGGGCAACCAACACCUCUGCUCUGAGCGGAGCUGGAGUUUUGCGACUGUUCCACAAGGUUGGCGAUGCCGUGGAAAAGAUCACGUUCAAAAUGGAUGAAACUGACGAGGCUGACCCAGAUAUGGAGUGGUUUGAAGACAAAAGUCAGCAGGUAGAGGCCUUGGACCAGCAGCUGAGAAAACUCCAUACCAGCAUGGAGAGCCUGGUAGCGCAGAGAAGAGAACUAAGCUUCUCCACAGCAAACUUAGCAAAGAGCACAGCGAUGUUGGGAAAUGCAGAGGAGCACACAGCUUUGUCGCGCGCUCUGUCGCAGCUGGCAGAAGUGGAGGAGAAGGUGGAGGUGCUGCACAAGGAGCAGUCCGACAGCGACCUCUUCACCAUGGCAGAGCUUUUGAAAGAUUACAUCUCUCUAAUAGCCGCGGUUAAGGAUGUGUUCCACGAGAGAGUGAAGUGUUAUAAAAACUGGAAGGAUGCUGAAGCCAUGUUGAACAAAAAACGGGAAACGAAAGCAAAGUUAGAACUUAGCCACAAGCAGGAGAAACUGCCCCAGGCCAGUCAGGAAAUCACAGAGUGGGAGCAAAAAGUGGAGAAAGGUCAGGAGGACUUUGAAAAGAUAUCAGAGACGAUUCGAAAAGAGAUGGCCCGCUUUGAAAAACAGCGAGUAGUUGACUUCAAAGAGAAUGUCAUUAAAUAUCUAGAAAAGCUGAUGGAAAAUCAACAGCAGUUGAUAAAGUAUUGGGAAGCAUUUUUACCAGAGGCAAAGGCCAUUGCUUGAAGAGUUGUCACAGAAUGACAGUCGGAUGAAAAAUGCCACCAGUGGACCAGUGGAUGCCAUUGCUUUGGGGCAGUGCGAAUGAUGAAGUCAGACUGAAUCAUGCACUGGCAGUUAGAUAUUGAAGAAGGCAUCACUUUAGCGCGAUCAUUCUGCAGGAAUGCAUUUGAGAUUCAUCACUUGCAAAUAACAGUACUAACAAGCUGGGCUAUCUCACCUUUGUUCUGGGAAACCCCCAGCUCUCUUUCCUAAAGUGUUAGCAUCCAGAUUGACGAGUUCAAUUUCAAUUCAACCAUUAUGACUAGAUUACAAAUUUGUUCUAGAAUUUUUUUUUUUUUU
Liolophura sinensis is the source of this 1905-nucleotide messenger RNA. Its product is annotated as sorting nexin-2-like. The transcript is spliced from 13 exons. Gene Ontology annotation, biological process: early endosome to Golgi transport. The record is from RefSeq and is a predicted model, not a curated record. Gene Ontology annotation, molecular function: phosphatidylinositol binding. Bases 1 to 1569 code for a protein of 522 amino acids. Lineage: Eukaryota; Metazoa; Mollusca; Polyplacophora; Chitonida; Chitonidae. Gene Ontology annotation, cellular component: endosome; endosome membrane.